Molecule: messenger RNA, 3859 nt
Organism: Candoia aspera
Lineage: Eukaryota; Metazoa; Chordata; Lepidosauria; Squamata; Candoiidae
Product: C-signal-like
Exons: 6
Coding region: 2843-3613 (256 amino acids)
Cellular component (GO): cytoplasm
Molecular function (GO): oxidoreductase activity
Source: RefSeq, a predicted model, not a curated record
UUGGUUCUUUAGAGUUAUAAUUGCUGCUUGCCCAUAAAAAUGGGAGUUUGUGUGCAGACUUCCUAUAUCAAGCCAUUGGUUUGAGAGAGGGAAAGAAAUGUGUUGGCAGCCGAUAGCAACUCUCUUAGUUGUUGCUUUGGCAAUUCACUUUGCUAAAGCUUUAAAUGUCAGAUAAAGUUGCACUGCUUAUCACUCAAAGUUUUUAUCUGUGAAGGCUCCAGCCUUGAACUGAAGAUUAUUACCCUGUCUACAAUUUAUAGACUGGGCUGGAUAUAGAAGGUCAUAUCCAGUGCACUUGGAAAGGGAUAGUCUUUGAUCACAAGACGUUGAGUUGUCCUGUCUAUCUGGGCUUGUUGGAUUAUAAUAUAUUGUACCCCUUUUAGUUUUUCCCUUUUAAUUUUAUAUUUCUUGUAUUUUUUGUACUUUUAUCAUGGUUUUUAUGACCUUUUGUUUGUAAGCUGCCCAGAGUCACUUCCAUAGUGAGAUGGGCAGUCUAUAUAUUUAAUAAAAACAAACAAACAUAGCAUAACAUUUGGGGAAAGGUGGUUUGAACUGUUGGGCUGCCCAUUCCAGUCAUAGUAAACACAAGCACAACACAGUAAGUGCCACUGUGAUGCAAAUUUUCACCAGUUAUUGGAAAGGGAAGGCAGGAAAGGAAAUAUGUACUCCCAUCACAGUGAUCAUAAUCACUAGCACCACUAUGCAAGGAGAAGGUCAAAAGAAAGACUGCAGUGAUGAAUCAAGUUAAAGAGCUCAUCCUAAAAGCCUUGGCUGAAUUUCCAAAAACUCUAUAACCCUUGGAUUAAUGGGAUAUCUUCCCUUGGGUUUACCAUCUGUUCUUCGUCAUAAAUAUGUAUAAUUUGUGGGUGCUCUUAAAUCGUAGGCUCUCUGCAAUGGGUGGCCCCUUCCUUUUGAGCAUUGUCUUGACCAAGCAACCUAGGCUGUGAGCAGGGAAGCCAAUGUCCAACAUGGCCACCACCUCCUCGUACAUGACAUACCUUACUACAUUUUCCAGAUGAAUUAAGCAAUAGUCAAUAGUCAAUAGCCAACAACACCAACUGCAAACUCUUAAGGCUGGGAGAAAGCACAGCUGAGUAUCUUCACUUGCUGCCCUAAGCCAGGCUCUAUCUGGAAUUCAGCCUGAUAGGGACAGGGAAUAUUUGGGGCUAAUGCACUGGACAGUUGAUGAGUUCUGGGAUGUGGCUGCAGGCUCAGACCCAUAGUACACCUCCCACAUUGGCCUUUGCAGGCCAAAGCAUUUCUUCAUGUUUGAUGCAUCAAAGCAUUCAGGAAAUAGCACUGCAAAGGCACGUAAAGCCAAGGUGGCUACUGUAACAUAUAAUAAGGCUAUCAAAGUCUCUGCCAAGGAGAAGAGAGGGGCAUGCAGCUGAAUAGGACAAUCUCAUUUGGAGACCAGUGAGAAGUUGGCCGAUGAAAGGUUGUACAGAGUAGGUUUAGAAAUUGUAAAAAUUUCCACAACUGAUCUGCUGGGAAGGUCAGCCCACUCAUAGAUUGUAUCACACCCAUUACCACUCUCAGGAACAGCAUGACAAAGUCUGUGAUGCAGCAAACAAUCAUUUUCUUGUCCCAGUUGCUUCAGUUCCUAGAGGAACAAACAUGUCUCCAUGCCAAUUAUACAUGAAAGAGAAAUAACAUGAAUCACUUGCACUCUCCCCCACCCCCCGAGUUUUAUAUCCCACUAUGUGCAUUUGUCUGGCUGCAUGCAAAAACAACCCCCUCAGAUUGGGUCCUAUGAAGAACAGCUGCAAAGCUGUCAACUAACCUUUCCCUUCAGAAGACUUUAGGGUGUCUGAAGCCCUUAAGUCAAGAGGAAAGGUAAGGCUGCUGAAUCAGAAUGCUGCUGAAUCAGAACACUGCUGAAUCAGAAAUAAAUCCAGUCAGCUCUCAAACAUAGCCACAUUCACAGGAUCACUGAUCUCUGGAGCUAAUUUUGAGCUGGCCCGAUGUAGGAAAAUGUCCCCUUAAUUCCAGUUUCAGGCAGUUAAAAUCAAACAGCUGAAGAUUGCAUUGAAUCUAUGAUCCUGAAUCUGUGAUCCCAAGGUGCCACAAAAAUUUAGAAUCAAGCAAGCAACUUCCCAUGUUGGUUUACACACCUUAGGUCACUUUUUCCUGCAUACCUUAUUAGGAACCAAAAAUGGUUCACUGAGGAAAGAACAGCUUUGUCUUUGACCACACGUAGCUAGUUUUAAUUUGCUUCUUUCUCUAAUAAUUUGUACAAGCAGCCGUUUGGACAAAGAAAACUUGUUUCUAAGUCUAAUUCUCGUAUUGCCUGUACUUCUUAUUGUUUAUUCCCUUCUCAAUCAAUACUUUUAUUUUAUGCAACUUACCUGCUAUUGUCAUGGCUUCUGGCUUGUUUUAUUGUUUGUCCAAAUAUGGCUUUGAUUAUAGCUGCACAUGUAUACUGAUUUCAUAGUCCAGCACCAGAGCCACCACAGGACUCUCCUUAGGUUAAACAGUCCAUUUGUCUUCAGCUAUCUAACUGCAAAUGGCUGUUCAAGACUUUGGGCAGAUAUUCGUUUUCUUGGCUUAGAGAUUCCAAAUAAUUAAAUUUCAAGUACCAAAGGUUGAAUUUUAAUCAUGCAAAGUUUGUGUGUAGAUCAUCUCACCUUCUACACAGAACGUCAUCCCUCUGAAUAGAACAUCCAUUCAGUUCCUCUUACAGAAAUAGUUAACCAAGUUUCCCCAGAUACAGUACAUCUCAAGUGUCAGCACCGCAGGCAAGUGAGAAGGAAUCAAAGGUGAGCACACCCCUUUUCUGAGCCUCACAGCCUCUAUUUAAACAAUCGCUGUACAAAGUCCAGGGAGUACAAGGCAGCAAACUAUGGCUUCGCUGGCUUUUAGUGUUUUGGUGACAGGCUCCAACCGAGGUAUUGGGUUAGAACUGGUGCAACAGCUUGUAGAGAUGCCUGAGCCUCCAAAACACAUCUUUGCCACCUGUCGGAAACCUGAUGGACCCAGAGGGAAGGCUCUGGAAGAAUUGGCCAACAAGCACACCAACAUUCAUGUGAUUCAGCUAGAUGUGGAGGACCAUUCCAGUGUGAAAGCUGCUGUGUUAGCAGUGGAAUCCUGUCUUGGUGGUAAGGGUCUGAACCUGCUCAUCAACAAUGCCGCCAAAAAUUCCAAGCGGUUUCUGCUGGAAGCUGUAGAGCAGCAAGAUAUGCUUUCAGUGUACAAUACUAAUGUUGUAGGACCCACUCUUGUGGUCAAGGAAUUCCUGCCUCUCCUGAAGAAGGCUGCCAAGGAGACUGCAACAGAAGAAUUGGCUUGCAAGAGAGCAGCUGUCAUCAACAUAUCUUCCUUAAUUGGCUCCAUUGGGCAGAUAUUUGAUGUUUUAGUUCCCCCAGUAUAUGCAUACUCUGCAAGCAAGGCUGCUUUAAAUAUGGUCACUGCCUGCCUCACUCUGGAACUGAAAAAAGAUGGAAUUUUAUGCACUUCGAUUCAUCCAGGCUGGGUGAAAACAGACAUGGGAACAGAGGAGGCACCCUUGACAGUUCAGAACAGUGUGCAGGGUAUUCUUAAAGUGUUGGCUAGUUUAUCAUCCUCGUCUGCAGGAACUUUUCUGGACUGGGAAGGGAACAGUGUCUCCUGGUGAGCGUUCCAUGGACCAUGAUCUACAGGAGGCCCUCAGACCCCGGAACUGCAAUCGGUAGAGCCAGAAUUUUGAAUUUUAACACACUGAGAAUAUAUUGUUUCAGUUUUGUGUACUUUUUUUUUCAUAUCAACCUAUCUAUGGAUGGAAGGAGCAGGAGAUAUAUUGAACUACAUCAUAAAAUCUGCCAUGUUAGACCAAUGGCCCUAUGAAAGAGAUCCCAAAAAGGGAGUGAAUGCAUCUUUUUAU